Oxyura jamaicensis (ruddy duck) is the source of this 3439-nucleotide messenger RNA. RefSeq names its product atonal bHLH transcription factor 7 (gene ATOH7). Gene Ontology annotation, biological process: regulation of DNA-templated transcription; neural retina development. The transcript is spliced from 3 exons. Lineage: Eukaryota; Metazoa; Chordata; Aves; Anseriformes; Anatidae. Gene Ontology annotation, molecular function: protein dimerization activity. The coding region runs from base 2189 to 2644 and encodes 151 amino acids. The record is from RefSeq and is a predicted model, not a curated record.
UCCUAUACAAAAUAAUAGAACAAGGAAUUUUGUCAAUUCCUGAGUCACUCUCCAACUUUUCUUACCUAAAAGUUGUUGCAAACCAUAAGUAAACAGUUACAAAAGAAUGGGAGAAAUGAUACAACAGAAAAUGUCAUUAUAACAGAUAGUAUAAAUGUGUAAGGAAAUUUGACUAGAGAUCAGUUUUAACCUAAGAUACUUAGUUUAGACUUAGUAAGGAGAAUACUAAAACACUGAAUUAUAAACAUUUCUAACUUUGUUGGUUUCUUUAGUGAGAGAUUCAGUUUGACUGCUGUGGUUUUGCCUUACUUAUGGGCAAAAGAGGACAGUACCUGGUUAUAAUGUCAUAUAAGGAAAAAUUUUAUUCACUUUCCUCUGUUCUGUGACUUCUUUGUGACACCUCCAAACCAAGAAACCACUAUCCUAUAUGUUAUUUUUUUUCCUACUAAAAAUUAAAGAGUGGAUAAAGUACAUUAAGCAAACCCAAUAAAUUCUCAAGAACACUUCAAAAAUCACGAAGAAAAAGAAAUUCGUAGGGUACAGAGUAAGUGGGUUUGUGAGGUGGCAGAAAAUACGUAUUGCCUGCAUAGAGACUUAAGUGUGAGCAGAGUUAAAACUUAAUGGGCAUAUCCUCAGUUUUGUCACUAGCUGAAGUUAACGAUGUUCUAACAGUUUGGAUGCUCUGGGAAUGCAGGUUGAGAGAUUCUAGGCUACAGAAGAGGUUAAGUAGAUUAUAGCAGAGCUGGAUCAGUGUCUGAGGUAUGAGAAAGCCAACAAUGUGAAUUUGAAUUCAAAUGUGUCCUCUGCUGAUGUUUUGCAAAUUGCUUUUUGGAUCCAGACCAAAGGGGGUAUUACUUGAGUGCCAGUCCAGCCAAACUCAAUUCAGGUGGGAAAUUCCAGCUGGAAUUUUUGAGUUUUUAUUUUGUUUCAGAAGGGCUCCUUUCUCCAUAAAUAUUUAUGGCUAUAAAUAGAAAUACAUUAUAAUCUUUAUGAUAUUUUCAGUCAUGCAUAUUCAGAAAGAAAUGACAAAUUUCUGAACAAAACCAUUCUGUUUUAAAACCAGCCUGUUGGGCUUCAAUAUGUUUAUGUGUAGUAACUUUCUGAAGACUUGAUACAGGUAUUUAAUAUUUCAGCUUCCAUUCUUUCCAUGUUCUUAAGGAGUACGCUAACUACAACUUUCAGAGACCAUUCAGCAGUUAAUAACAUCAAUAGACAAAGUACCCUCUUAAUAACCAACUGCAUGCAUUUUCUCAAUAAAGUUACAAUUUCAGCAGAAAAAAAAAAAAAAAAAAAGUAGAUUAAAAGGAAACACCUGCUCCUGUAAAUUACUCUGCUGCAGGUACUAACCCAGGAGACUCUGCAGAUGGCUCUGUGUUUGCAAACCUGACCUCAACACCCCUUCAUCAAUCUCUGGCUGAUUGAUUCUCUCCAAAGUAGAGCACACCAUAUCCCAAGGGUAAAAGUUGAAAGUUAAGAAUACUUCCACAUAAAUAUGUAGACUGUGUCUCUUACCCCAGAAAUGCUGUUGUGAAGUACUCCGAAAACUGAUGUUCCCAGGGUGGGAAGGUACUGGGAUGGAAGCAGAGUGCCGCCCGCCCACCUGCUACCACCUGUUUAGCUUUUGCAGUUUCUAUAAAGCCUCUUCUUGUCUGUAAGACACGAUCAUUGCUUACCAGCAGGAGUCAAGAAAGGAGAGAUUUUUGUUACGAAGUUAUGUCUUCAGAUCUCAACAGUUCAUCAUUUCAAAAUACUCUCCUAAGCUGAAUCAGAACUCCUUUCAUUCAGAAUGGCCAUUGGAAAUGAUGUGUUUUUAAUUCAGUAAGAUCCUUCUUGGAUUAAAAGGACUGUCUUCUUCAGUAACUCAUAUUUUGAGAAUGGAGAUGUCUUUGUUUUCUAUUCCUUUGAGUUCACAGAAAUGAAAAGAAUGAAAGCAUAAGGCAUUGAAAACUCUUUAUUCUUUCACUAAGCAAUAAGAAGCAAUUUUCAGACACUUCCAGAAGAUCCAGAAGACCUUUUGUUUUGUUUUUCUUUGAUGCUAAGAAAAAUAUCUCCUCGUUGCUGUUUGGUAGAAGAGUCAAGAGGUACACAGGCUAGUCAUAGGAGUGCCUUCCACUACUACUGCUUAGGUGCUUCAUUUUUGAAAAGUAAUUUUUUUUUGUGUGUGUGAAACUACAACUGUAAAUCAAAUAUGAAAACCUGUAAAUCCAGUAAUUUGGAUUCAGGUGUAGAAUCAGACAGCCAGUGUGGAAGUGGACCAGGCUAUGUUGUGAAGUGCAGCUCAGAAAGGAUGGAGAACGCUGCCAAGAGAAGACUGGCUGCAAAUGCCAGGGAGAGAAGACGGAUGCAAGGACUGAACACAGCCUUUGAUCGUUUGAGAAAGGUGGUUCCACAGUGGGGUCAGGAUAAGAAGCUCUCCAAGUACGAGACCCUUCAGAUGGCUUUGAGUUAUAUCAUGGCUCUAACAAGAAUACUUGCUGAAGCAGAAAGAUACAGUACUGAAAGAGAAUGGAUAAGCCUUCACUGUGAACACUUUCAUCCAGAGAGCUACCACCAUUAUGCGGGACAAAAAAUGGCAACGGACAGUGAUCCUUACGCACAGCGAAUAUUCAGCUAUCACCCCGAUCACUUUCAAAUAGCUAAUUAGAACUUAUUAUGAACUAAGAAUAUGCAGCAGGCCAGAUGUGUAAUUUAAUAAUUAGCAAGAGUUAAUCUGCUUGAAUAAGGUAAUAUUGGCAUUAUAAUAGCUCAUUUGUGUUUGCAUCUUACACUAAUUUGACAAAAUAAAUUUUCUUUGAGAACUUUAAAUCAAUAUACAUUUAAGAAGAUUGAAUUUAUUUAAUGCUGGUAGAAAGCAUAGUUUUAAUUUAGCAUCUUUCAGACAGUUGCUUGCUAGUUCAUUUGACUCCUUUAAAUAAUGCUUUUUCUUUGUUAAUCAUGAUUCAUGACAGUAUUUUCUACCAGUCACGGGACAAAUUGACCCAUGGUGUGACUGUAUGGAUUAGCACUAGAAAUGAAUUUAAUUCCAUGUUUUAUUUUUACAUUAGCUUUAAAGUAAUUCUUUGUUUUACUUUCAUAUAAAUGGCUCCCAUGGGAAAAGUUUUAUCAUGUAUUGGAGUUCUAGUCCUCAGAGAACUAACUUUCUUAAACUUUGUAAGUUUGGCAUAUGGGUUCCAAAGUCGUGUAGGUUUGCUUUAAUCCAACUUACGUUGUAUCUUGUACGCUCGAAAAAGAGCUAGUUGCAAGUCAUGAAAAGAAUGGGUUUAUUUUUAGUGGAUGUAAAAGCACGUGUGAUUAUAUACUGCAAUGAAUGCUUGUGUGAAAACAAUCUAAACUAGAUUUUUGUAGAAUUUGUGUUUGCAUUUUAUUUUUUAAUUUUAUGUUAUCUGGAAACAGUAACAGAUUUUGUAAGUCAUAAAUAAAGCAUUUUCUAUGAUAUGUC